Medicago truncatula (barrel medic) is the source of this 648-nucleotide messenger RNA. RefSeq lists its product as uncharacterized. The transcript is spliced from 4 exons. The coding region runs from base 87 to 371 and encodes 94 amino acids. The record is from RefSeq and is a predicted model, not a curated record. Lineage: Eukaryota; Viridiplantae; Streptophyta; Magnoliopsida; Fabales; Fabaceae.
GUAGCAUUCAUUUCUCUCUUUCUUUCAAGAACUUGAACUUGUUAUUACGAAGCUGAGAAAAAAGUGAGAAUCAAAAUCAAUCAAUCAUGGCGGCGUGGACAGCAGUAGCUCGGCAAUCCAUGAACAUCGGACGCCUCUCCUCACCCAAAUCCGCUUCACUCGUUCAUCGCCGCGGCAUGGCUGGUUCCGCCGAUCCUCAUGGAACUCCAAAGGUGAACAUUUGGCAGGAUCCACUGUCUCCAUCUAAGUGGAAAGAAGAACAUUUUGUGAUUGCUUCUUUGACUGGAUGGACUUUACUCUUCUACAGUGGUUACAAGUUCUUCACUGGUGGCAAGAAGGAAGAGAAGGUUGCAGAACCAAGCAAGGCCUGAGAUUUUAAUAACAACUGCUAAGAAGUUGCUGUCCAGGUUGUGAUUUUUAUCUUUUGUGAAGAGAAGCCAGUUUUGGGCAAUUUUAUUAGUGUUGUUUGCAUAGCACUUAAAGUAUGGUUUAGGACUAAUUACAGCUUUUAGUUUUCUAUUGUUACUGUAUUAUUGUCUCUUGGUAAUAAGUUGUAACAUUUUGUGGGAUACAACCCCGGCUGCUGAUAAAUUAGCUUGCCGAAAUUGGUUUAUAAAACUUUCAACAACUUUUGUUCUUGCUUCCCUA